AUGAUUAUCGACAGAGACGUGCCAAUCCCCAUGGACGAUGGCAACAUCCUCCGCGCCGACAUUUUCCGGCCAGAUGGGACGACGACCCAUCCAAUCAUCAUGACGCUGGGACCCUACGGAAAAGGGGUUCCCUACCGUGACGGAUACAAGCCCCAGUGGGAGUGGUUGACAUCGACCUAUCCAGACAUCCUCCCGGGCUCUUCCCGAGAAUACAUGACUUGGGAGACCGUGGACCCGGAGACUUGGGUUCCCUGGGGAUACGUGUGUAUCCGAGUCGACUCGCGGGGCGCUGGACGCUCGGGGGGAUAUCUUGAUAUCUUCUCCCCACGUGAAGUGAAGGACUAUUAUGAGGCGAUUGAGUGGGCCGCCGUUCAGCCCUGGAGCAGCGGGAAGGUCGGGCUGAAUGGGAUCUCGUACUACGCCAUCAACCAGUGGCUCGUUGCUUCUCUUCAACCUCCACACUUGACGGCCAUGAUCCCCUGGGAAGGCGCAGCAGACGCUUAUCGGGAUUUUGCACGGCAUGGCGGCAUCGAGUCGAAUGGCUUUCUUGAUGCGUGGUAUCCCCGGCAGGUAGUCUCGGUCCAGCACGGCAAUGCGAAGUCGGUGAUGGAUCCCUGGAUGAAGGAAAGAUCCAGUGGUCCUGAAACACUUGAUGAAGCGGCGUUGAAGAGCAACAGGUCUGACCCGGUGCUGGACAUCCUCAAGCGACCCUUGGAUGGUGAAUGGUAUCGAGCACGCUCGGCCGAUUGGAGCAAGGUGACGGUUCCGUUCCUCAGUGCGGCGAACUGGGCCGGGUUUGGUCUUCACCCCCGCGGCAACUUCGAAGCCUUCACCCAGGCAGCAUCGAAGCAGAAAUGGCUCGAGUGCCAUCCCGGCAGACACGAAGAAUGGUUCUAUCUUGAGCAGGGCAUCGCGCUGCAAAAGCGGUUCCUCGACUUCUUCCUCAAAGGUGUCGAUAAUGGCUGGGACCAAGAGCCGCCGGUGCUGAUGCACACUCGCCGACCUUUCAGCGAUGAGUGGGUUGUGCGGAAGGAGGAAUCAUGGCCAUUGCCUGGUACAGACUGGACGGAGAUCUAUCUCCACGCGAAGCUAGACGCACCGGAAUUGCGAUGGGCGAAGCCCACAGAGUCAUCGAGCACGAGCUACCACACAAUUAACAGCGCCGUCACGUUUUCUUCGCCACCUCUCGAGCACGAGAUGGAGCUGACCGGUCCACUGAUGGCGAAGAUCUUCGCCUCGUCCUCCACCCAAGACCUCGACCUAUUCCUGACAGUGCAGGCCUUCUCGCCGGCGCCGAAGCACCGCGAGGUCGAAUUCCAAGGCACGGUCGACCCACACACGCCACUGGCGCAAGGAUGGCUGCGAGCAUCGCACCGGAAACUCGAUGGCUCUAAGUCACUGCGCCAUCGACCCUACCACAGCCACGACGAAAUCCAGCUCCUGGAGCCCGGCACGGUCUACGAGCUCGACGUGGAGAUCUGGCCCACCAACAUCCACCUCCCCAAGGGAUAUACUAUCGCGCUUCAGGUCAGUGGCCGCGAUUUCGAGCGUCCUCUGCCGCCUGAUAAGCCGAAUGAAGCGUGGACGGCGCGAGGCUCCGGGCCGUGGCUUCACACUCAUCCUGAGGAUCGUACGAGAGAGGUCUUUGACGGCCAGGCGACUAUACAUACGGGAGGUAGCACCUGCUCGUAUCUCCUGCUGCCUGUCGUUCGUAGGUGA
Molecule: messenger RNA, 1719 nt
Organism: Exophiala bonariae
Lineage: Eukaryota; Fungi; Ascomycota; Eurotiomycetes; Chaetothyriales; Herpotrichiellaceae
Exons: 1
Coding region: 1-1719 (572 amino acids)
Molecular function (GO): dipeptidyl-peptidase activity
Source: RefSeq, a predicted model, not a curated record